CGUGGAGGAAGUCACGUGGCGCGCGCUCACAUGACUGGCGGCGCGAUGGACCCGCUGCCCGCGGCGCCAGUCGCUGCAGCACCUGAGGCGGAGGCGGACGAAGAGGCGGACCCGCCGGCAGCAGACUUGCCAGCGCCCCAGGUCAGUGAGCCGACAGCCCUGGACUCCAGUCGGAUGCAGAUGCCGCCGGGGAACCCGCUGCUGCUGUCGCUCACGCUGCAGGAGCUGCUGGCCCGCGACGCCGUGCAGGUGGAGCUCAUCCCUGAGAAGAAGGGCCUCUUCCUGAAGCACGUGGAGUAUGAGGUUUCCAGCCAGCGCUUCAAGUCGUCCGUGUACCGACGGUACAAUGACUUUGUGGUCUUCCACGAGAUGCUGCUGCAGAAGUUCCCGUACCGCAUGGUGCCAGCCCUUCCGCCCAAGAGGAUGCUGGGAGCCGACAGGGAGUUCAUCGAGGCGCGGAGGAGAGCCCUGAAGCGCUUCAUCAACCUGGUGGCCCGGCACCCGCCCUUCUCCGAGGACGUCGUGCUCAAGCUCUUCCUGUCCUUCAGCGGCCCCGAUGUGCAGAACAAGUUAAAGGAAUCCGCUCAGUGUGUGGGAGAUGAAUUCAUGAAUUGCAAGCUGGCUGCUCGGGCCAAGGACUUCCUCCCAGCCGACAUCCAGUCGCAGUUCGCCGUCAGCCGGGAGCUGAUUCGAAACAUCUACAACAGCUUUUACAAGCUUCGCGAUCGGGCCGAGCGCAUGGUGUCACGGGCCAUCGACAAUGCUGCCGACCUGCUCGUGUUCGGGAAGGAGCUCAGUGCUUUAGGGUCUGACACGACCCCGCUCCCCUCCUGGGCCGCUCUGAACAGCAGCACGUGGGGGUCCCUCAAGCAGGCGCUGAAAGGCCUGUCUGUCGAAUUUGCACUGCUCGCUGACAAGGCUGCACAGCAGGGCAAACAGGAGGAGAACGACGUGGUGGAGAAGCUGAGCCUCUUCCUGGAUUUGCUCCAGUCCUACAAAGACCUGUGCGAGCGGCACGAGAAGGGCGUCCUGCACAAGCACCAGCGGGCGCUGCACAAGUACAGCCUGAUGAAGAGGCAGAUGAUGAGCGCUGCCGUGCAGAACCGCGAGCCCGAGUCCGUGGAGCAGCUGGAGUCCCGCAUCGUGGAGCAGGAGAACGUGAUCCAGACGAUGGAGCUCCGUAACUACUUCUCCCUGUACUGCCUGCACCAGGAGACGCAGCUGGUCCACGUCUACCUGCCGCUCACCUCCCACAUCCUCGGCGCCUUCGUCAACUCCCAGAUCCAAGGCCACAAGGAGAUGAGUAAGGUGUGGAACGACCUGCAGCCCAAGCUCCACUGCCUCUUCGCUGGACCACACGGUGCCCCGACCCCGCCGAGGUCCCUGCGGGACGGCCCGCCUCCUCACUAGUGCCGGGAGGACGCGGCCACAGCUCCGGCGCCCCCACUAAAACCUCUUUCCCAACAGCGUGUCCCUGUGUGCUUCCCUUCGGAUGGCGGCUGUCCCUGUCCCCCCGCCCCCCGUGGAAGAGCCGACUCCCGGGCCUGUGUGGCCGAGGCCCCCUCACCCCCGUGGGGAGCAGGGCGACCCUCUGCCCGUCGGUGCCGAGACGGGGGGGGAGCUGGAGAGCUUUCCUCCCGAUUCCCAGCGCCGGGCGGCCAGGACGGUCCUCGCGCAGGAGAUGGUGCCUGGGGGCGUGUGCGGGCCAGCGAUAGCUCAGCGGGGAGAGGGGGAAAGCCCACGGGGGCAGGGCUGUCCCCACGGCCGGCACGGUGCCAUCGCGCCAGGAGGUGGCUGUGUUGUCGGUCAGCAAAACCUUUAGCCUCAGCCCACAGACAGAGCUUGGGGAAGGCGGAGGCCCGAGGGUGAUUGGGCACAAGCUCUGGCCAGUGUGCUGGGGCCCUGGUCUUGGGUCUGGGGCAGUGUCCUUGUCCCCCCGCCCCCCCGGCCAUGCUCACCCCUGUGCACACACCCACACUCCACCCCGCUGCCACUGCCGCUGCCACUGCCGUUGCCUGCCUGGUGCCUUGGUCUGGAGGACGGAGGUGGGGCCGGGGCACCUGGAGGUUCUUGAGCUGGUGCUUCAGGAAGCGGCUCGCCUGUCCCGAGCAUGGCUCCCCGGCCCUGUGGAGGCCACACCGUGAGCCCAGCGGCCGCCGGGCCCGGCUCCAGAGGGGGUCUGGGUUGCUCUGUUAAUCGUCUUUGAAACUGACCUCACGUAUUUUGGCCACCAGAGCCCGCCUUCCAGCCUCGUGCCCACACUUGCCGCCCCCUUGCUCAGCCUGGGGCUCGGCUCUGGGGGCUGGAGGAGUCCUGCCCUCCGGGAAUAGGCGCUGCCCGGGGGCUUGCUCUCCUAGUGAUGUCCACACGCUGUGCGCAGGGCCCGGAGGCUCUGGGUGACAGGUGGCUUCCCCGAUGCGCUAGCAUGUCGUAGCCCAGGGGAACGGGUGUGUCCUUGAGGUCCAGCAAGAACCGGGGCCGGGCCCAUCCCACACGUGGCUUCUGCUCGUGCCGGUGGAGCAGCCACGGUGCAGGGAGGCCGGCUGCACCCCAGCCUGAGCCCCCGCCACAGCCGCCAUGUGCCUUCCUGCGCCGGGCAGGGUGGGGCGGGCGGGGCCCCCAGAGCAGUGGCCCGUCCCUCUGGGCGGUUUCUGCUUUUGAUCUCCUGUAGAGACGGUUCCUAACCACUCUCAGUGGCCCUGUGUUGCCCCGUGGGCAAGGUCCUUCUGGGCACUGUGCUCACUUGAGCUGUAAAGCAUGACUGCAGGGUCUCUGCUGCACCCUGGGGGUCUGUCUGAGGGACACAGGCCACAGGGCAGCAGAGGGUGGGCUGUCCCAUCCCAGCCCUGCCACAUGUGGGCAGCCCCCAGGGCAGGUUAAGGCAGCCCCUCCCCACAGGGGUGGGACUUGCACCUGGUCGCAGCUCCCUGCGUGGGAACGAGCCUGUCCUUGGCUUUAGCGCUUGCUGGGAGAGAUGUAAGAAGGCUGUGUCCCCCGUGCCUGUCCGCUGGGGACGCGAGGCACCUUUUCUGCAAAGCUCUUCCUCCGCCUUGAACCUGGGCUGCCGGUGUUUCCCAGGCUUGGGGCUGGUGUUUCCUACUCCGUGUCUGCAGGGCCCUGGAGGCCCAGGGCGCCGCAGCCUGGCCACCGCCGCAGGAAGGGACAUCUGACCGCGGCAGCCUGACGGUGGCCCUCUGUGCUGCUCCGGCAGGUCCCCGAGUCCCUGCUCUCCUGUCCUGGGGGCGGCCGAGCACUCCUCGCCACUGCCUCAGCCUGACCUGCGGCGUGGCCCUCAGGUCAGCCGACUGGUGACCCACCGGCUCCGGCUGGCUGAGGUCGGGACGGGUCCCUGUCUGAGGCCUCUCGCUUGCGUUGUGUGAGCCGGUUUGUGUAUGAAGCACUUUAUGAGGCUGCAGGAAUCAGUUUCCACCACACCCGAUUAACUGGAAUUGUUUACAAAUGAUUGACAUUCCGAGAUUUUUAUCAGUGAACUUACAUGAACAACUAUCAUUAAACAUAUUUAUAAAUGUUG
Molecule: messenger RNA, 3532 nt
Organism: Phacochoerus africanus (Common warthog)
Lineage: Eukaryota; Metazoa; Chordata; Mammalia; Artiodactyla; Suidae
Gene: SNX8
Product: sorting nexin 8
Exons: 11
Coding region: 31-1410 (459 amino acids)
Biological process (GO): retrograde transport, endosome to Golgi
Molecular function (GO): phosphatidylinositol binding
Source: RefSeq, a predicted model, not a curated record